GAUGAAGACACCGCAUAAAAAGAUGAUUCCACCUUCUUGUUCUUACAUAUUCGAGAGACGCAACGAACUAAUUUUUGCUGCAUCAACCACAAAUAUUCCAUCGACAUCUCUAGAAACCACGAGAAGCCGAGCAUCAAAAUGCUGUUUGAACGUGAGCUUGCGGAGUUACGGGGUAGCAUCCCGGAUCGCUUUCCGCAUGAGAUUCUUGCAGUCGCACCUUUAGUCGGCCUCACGAAGGGCAUGUACCGCUUUGUGAUCGUCGGAUUACUGGCACAUUUCGCGAUCUACGUGUGUUUAUUGGCUACUGACGUCUUUGCCCAGAGUUGGAAAGCUGUUUUAGCAGAAACGCAACCGGAACUGUCAACACGACGACGGCGUGCGUUGGGACAGGCACGUGCCAGUGCCGGAUCUCCGGCUACGGGUCACGGGACGAGUGGCUACUCCAGCCUCGGGACGAAUACAAAAAGGAGAGUCCUCUACUUAUCAAGUGGGGGGCCUCCUGGACGAAGUAGCGCUCUAAGAUCGUCAAAAGAAGGAGUUUCAAAUGCAGACUUGCUUGCGGUGAUGCUGGAGGCGGUGCCUGAGAAUCAGAGCCCGAGCUUUGAAAGCGCAGAAGAGGAGCGCAGCUCUAUUUUUGGUGAAGAGGGGACCGACACGCUGAGCGAGGCCGAGCUGUUCGCGCGCUUGCAGGACAUCAUCAAUAUUAGCAUACUCGCAGAGAUUGUAAUUUUUGUUGUAUGGCUGCUCGGAUCAUUUUACUAUAAAUAAUCUUUUAUACUGUACUUCAUCUUCAAUGUCGUCAUCUGAUACGAAAAUGUUCGUGCUGUGAUGAAAGUAACUACUUACUUGCAUCAUUCAACUGCGUGGUUUAUAUUUAAAAGUUUUAUCCUCGACCUGAGUGAAUCUUCAGGAUCCACCAAAGAAGUAAGCCCCUAUACGCAUUUCAUUCAUGAGCCGGUCUGUUUUGGAAGGUGAAGCGCAGUGGACGCGAAGGGCUGCCCUGGCAAUGGGACCGAGUGGCAUUUGUGACGGGAGUCUUGUUCCGGAUGUCUGCAGCUGGUGACGUGCUCUGCUUGUGUCACAUUUUCGUCGCAAGAGUAGCUGUUGUGCCUUUGGGCAUGCUGCUUUUCACUACCGUGGGGAUCUGCUUGUUGUGGCAGGUAGUUUUACUACCAUUGCGGUCAAUUUUCACCUUUUUCAUGGAUGCUGAUAGAUUCGAAGCCGAUAAGCCAGAUAGGUGUCUUUGCAGCUGCGCUGCACUUACAGCGUGCGCAUACCGAUGCUGCUGCAUCUCAAGACGAGACGGAACAAGACGCGGCAAUAUAUCAGGGACAGCAACGUUUAUGACAGGCAAGAUGCACGAAAUGAUUUCGUCGCUGCAAAUUGAACCUUGCAAAUAGCUAGAUCUAUUCCUAUUUUAUUAUAUGUCAGAAAGUUAUGACAAAAAAUAUAUAAUGAAUGUUUGGUGAACCGGUACCCUGGAGGGAACUAGUGGGUGCACAUAGCGCGAGAACCGAGCACUUCUCUGAGGCAUGCACUGGCUUCGGCCGCCUCAGAUGCGAAGACCUCCAGGGCAGAAGGACGAACGCGCGGCGCCUAAAAUAAACGGAUCCUAUUAAUAUAAACGUGGCCACUAGCACUAUAGUUCUUAUUUAGAUAUUUGGAUUACUUGACUCUUUUGGUUUUUUGUUUCUUAGUUAGGUGUGCUCCACCGAUAUAAUGAAGAAGAAGAUAAUGAUUGUCAAUCAGGCGCAUCGAGAUGAAAAUUCUGAAUUACUAGUCACAAGAAUUAGUCCAAGUAGAAUCGAUAUCGACGAACGUCUUUUUGUUUCAUAUGCGCAUUCGCCAUGCUGUUUUUACGGAGUUCGGAGCGAUUCGUCAAUGCGUUGCGUCGGAUAGCGGGAGCUCGCCCACCACCUGGUGGAAAUCCACUACCUGCCAGAGAAUUAGACGACGUGGUCACUUCUGCGUCCAGUGGGGUGGAUUUCGUAGCGUUCCCGAAUACUAUUAUUACGGGUAGGUUAGAGGUGGUGCUUUUGUAGUUAUACCGUUUCUUGUUAUGGAGGCUCAUCCCGAUCUCCUAAGGGGCGGGACGGCCAUAACAAAGAACGAGAUAAACGAACACCAACAACCUACCUCUAAUUUUACAACUACUAAUACAACAAGUCUCCAGGUGGACGAGACAGGUGGAGUAGAAUCAACAGAAGACGCGGCGAGUGCGACACGUAGAAGUGGCACGACCCCUGGUCGUGAAGAGCGAGAAGGAUCUCAACAAACGUUAUUAGCAGCAUCCGAUAGGAGUAGAGAUGAUAGAGAUCGAGAUGAAGAGAGGCCGCAGGCAGGAGCUGAAGAUAUUCAGACAGCAGAAAACAUAAACAAUGCAGGAGGAGUUGAAGACAACAACGUUGACGCAUCAGGAGGCACAACUACGUCUUCGGCUCCACUAGCUGUGGUCGAUGCGGAGAAUCCGGUAACAGGCUUCCUACUGGCGACGAAUAAUAUCGCAGCAGCGCGACAAGUCGCUUUCGCGCACAAAGCGGCGCAUUGCGCUGCGAGCAUGAACUUGAACCUGGUGUAUGCGACGCUAGUGCGGCAUUUCAUCCCCUACGCGGCAACGGAGGAUCUCGAUUUCCAGAUAACCGUAACGGGAUUUUUUCGCUGUCUCGCACACGAUCUGGUCGCAGCGGUCCUCAAGUUCUUCUACCUUCUAUUAAGGCUUUCCCACCUAAGUCAUCCAUCUUCCGAAGAUCUUCUAGUGAAUGAGCUCUAAUUCUGGAUUACGACUUCGCGAACUCCUUCGUUCUAUUCUCUCUCGUACUCAACCUCUGCUGCAUGGUGUGUGGCACUCUCUACACAAUAUCGGAUCGGCUCCACCAGCAUCCGGAAUUAGAAACAUUUGAGGACCUGGAUGACGCAUAAGAAGUUGGCCUGGGAGAAGUUUGAAGAGAAAAGAUGCUUUAUGUUCAUGACACAUACAGAAAAAUUAAAUUUAACAUUAUUCUUUUUCUUUUGAAAUUUUUCUGGCGCUGCACCAGAGCUUUAUUUCUU
Molecule: messenger RNA, 3048 nt
Organism: Amoebophrya sp. A25
Lineage: Eukaryota; Dinophyceae; Syndiniales; Amoebophryaceae
Source: the annotation of a GenBank genome assembly